AUGUGCUGGGAUUUAGUGCGUGUCUUUGUCACUGGAUCUACUGGCUUCAUCGGCACGGCCGUUGUGAAAGAACUUGUAUCGGCCGGACACAGCGUCGUCGGUCUGACCCGCUCGGACAAGGGACAGGAACAGCUCAAAAGCCAGGGAGCCAAACCUCUGCGUGGCGCCAUUGAAGAUCUGGAGCUGUUCAAGAAGACAGCCUUUGAGAGUGACGCCGUCAUCCAUCUAGCCUUUAUCCACGACUUGGCCAACUUUCUUAGCGCCUGCGAGACAGACAGAGCAGCCAUCAAGGCCCUGGGCUCAGCACUAGCCGCUUCUGUCGCUGCAGCCAAGGUGACAGGUGCCAGCGCCGACCGCGCGCUGGUCAUCACCUCGGGCACCAGCGGGCUAGCCCCGAAGACGCCCGGCGAGCCAGCCACAGAGGACGACCAAGGCAGCCUGACAAACCCCAUCUCGGUGGCUCGUAACCCAUCUGAGACAGUCUGCCUUGACUUUGCUAAGCAGGGGGUGCGCGCGAGCGUCGUGCGCCUGCCGCCAACAACGUAUGGCCCUGGAACGUCGGGCUUCAUGUCUCUGCUCAUCGGGACGGCGCUUCAGAAAGGCGUCUCUGGUUACAUUAGCGGCGAGGAGGAGGACAAGUACAGCUGGAGCGCCUGUCACAGAGACGAUGCGGCGACGCUCUACCGACUCGCCAUGGAGAAGGCGGGCCAGUCAGGCGGUCCCUCCAUUUUCAACGCGGUCAGCCAGCAGUCUGUGCACCUCAAAGACAUCGCACAGAGUGUAGGCAAACCUCUAGACCUCCCCGUUACUGGCAUUCAGCCAGACUGGGCUGCCGAACACUUUGGCUGGUUCCAGGUUAUCAUGACAAUGAAGAAUGUCGUUUCCAGCGCCAAGACGAGGGAGGCGCUGGGAUGGACUCCCACCAGCCCGCCGCUGUUGGAACAUCUGCCGAUCAUUGUGGACUUCGCCAAGUCGCAGACGCAUUAG
This is a messenger RNA of Grosmannia clavigera kw1407, 987 nucleotides long. Its product is annotated as NAD-dependent epimerase dehydratase. The transcript is spliced from 2 exons. Bases 1 to 987 code for a protein of 328 amino acids. The record is from RefSeq and is a predicted model, not a curated record. NCBI's taxonomy places the organism in Eukaryota, Fungi, Ascomycota, Sordariomycetes, Ophiostomatales, Ophiostomataceae.